AGACCGUGCCAUGGCAGCGACAAUUUCGGGCACGUCGAUGUUGGUGGUGUCAUUCGAAUGGACAUUGGAAAAUGUAGAAGAAACCAAAACAGUUUUAUCCAAGAUGAUUCUCUUUAGUGGAGAGAAAAUAUUCCGUGUCUGUUUGAAGAAAAUAACAUAUGGGUAUCCUACUUUGUUAUUCUUGGCCACCAAUCUCAAUAGAAUGGGAAUGAGGGUGAAAGAAAUUCGAUAUAGUAAACAAGAUACACGGUGCUAUUUAAAGAUGGAAGAAAAAGAAAUUAAGAAAGAGAAAAAGGGCGCAUCAAGCUUACAGCUAUUCACUGCCGAUCUCCAUGAAAGGGUUUCGGGCAAUUGUAUGUUUACUUUUUCAAUCUGGAUUGAAGGAAGUGUCACUGGAUAUUCUUACCACAUCUCCGAUCGUCUUAUGACACAACAGUUAUGGAAUGCCUCCGCCAAACAGGAGCAUGGGAUAGACGUCGAGUUGGUAUGUAAAGAGAAAACAUUUUCCGCCCACAAAGCCAUUCUUGCUGCUCGCAGUCCAAUCUUUGCAGCUGAAUUUGCCAAAGAUCAUCCAGCAAAACACGAGUCGGGUCCUCAUCAAAUCCAUGUGGAAGAUGUCGAACCAUCAGCCUUGGAAGAAUUCCUCUACUUUGUCUACACUGGCCAACCGAAAACGGCGUUAGCUAAUGCUCAGCUUCUCAAAUUAGCCAGUCGUUAUCAACUAAAAACUCUCGAAAAUCUGUGUCGGGCUGCGUUAACCAAAAUCGAUGUCCAACAAGCCAUGGCGUGCAUGUCUAGUUUAAACCCAGCAGCUACUAGCAUGCACCUGGAAGUCAAGCCCUCAUCAUCUGUCCUGAUCAGACCAAACACGGAGAUUGUGAUAGACCACGAUCAGAGUAUGUCUACAUUUCAAUGCUGUUGGGAACCGAAGAUCGAUUCUAGAGUUUUCUUUCCCAACACUGUUAUUGAAUAUCAACACGAGAAGUUGUUUUCCCCACAUCUCACCGGGAAUAUGAUGCAAGUAUCCGUCGUAAAGAACCCGUGGAUCCAUCUAGUCUGUGUAAAUCAUCGCAGCUUUGGUUUCAAAGCUCUAAGUGGACUUUAUUCGACGGAUGGGAAAACUUGGAUCGGAAUGAAAACGAGAAAAGCAAAAGGCGUCGAGUUAUUUCUAUUCGUGGGGCAAACGAAUGAAACGUUUCGUAACGGAUGUCGUGUAACAUUUUGUAUGGAAAUGUCCAGCACUAUUGAAAACUACCAUUACGAACUGAUGGACACGUCUUGGACAACCCAACUUUGGCAGUCCGCGUUAGAGCAUAAAUGGACGGAUGUGGAAAUAUUCGUCGGUGCUGUUAAACUCGAAGCUCACAGAGUUGUUCUUUCUGCACGUAGUCCAGUCUUGAAUCUCCUGUUGGGUGAAAUCGAUCACCUGGGCCGAUCGUCAAUGGCUGUAGAAGAAAAUAUUGAUGUUGAAGUAGUUAAAGUGUUUUUGAAGUUCCUGUAUACUGGUCGUUUGGACAUGUCAGCCACAAACAAACAGCUUCUUCAAUUGGCUGAAUCGUACGAAGUUGAAACGUUGUUAAAAAUCUGCCAACUGGCCAAUCGUAUUUCUCCGGAUGUCACUUCCAAAUUAGAUGCUCUUCCCUGUAAAGUCGACAUUACAGACAAACCUGCCAUUUCUUUUCAAAUGGAUCUGGAAGUCGUGAAUCUGUUUCUGAAAUUUCUUCAUACGGGUUCGCUAGAUUCAUCCGUCAGCCAAACUCAGUUAGCUGCGUUGGCCACGAUAUACGAAACGAAAACGUUGAGCAAAGUUAGCAGAUUGGUGAGCGAAAUUUCUCCAGACGUCGACAAACUGACGACCUUCAUGCUCACAUUUUUCUAAAAGAGUUUUCCUUUGUCAAGUUCCUUUUUUCAUUUGUUACUAAUGAAACGUAAACACUUCAUCGA
Molecule: messenger RNA, 1944 nt
Organism: Daphnia carinata
Lineage: Eukaryota; Metazoa; Arthropoda; Branchiopoda; Diplostraca; Daphniidae
Exons: 2
Coding region: 11-1879 (622 amino acids)
Biological process (GO): proteasome-mediated ubiquitin-dependent protein catabolic process; regulation of proteolysis
Cellular component (GO): cytoplasm; nucleus
Molecular function (GO): ubiquitin protein ligase binding
Source: RefSeq, a predicted model, not a curated record